Messenger RNA from Calliphora vicina (urban bluebottle blowfly), 1639 nucleotides. RefSeq names its product aldehyde dehydrogenase X, mitochondrial. NCBI's taxonomy places the organism in Eukaryota, Metazoa, Arthropoda, Insecta, Diptera, Calliphoridae. Gene Ontology annotation, molecular function: aldehyde dehydrogenase (NAD+) activity. The coding region runs from base 97 to 1554 and encodes 485 amino acids. The transcript is spliced from 6 exons. The record is from RefSeq and is a predicted model, not a curated record.
ACUCAAACGCCAGGAAAAAGUUUCAGUUAACAGCAGCAUUCUCUGGACUAUUGAGGGACCGGUCGGCAUAAAUUGUGAACAAGUGAAUUAAAUAAAAUGGCAAAUCCACAACAAGAACCCAAAUACACCAAGCUCUUUAUCAAUAAUGAAUUUGUUGAUGCUAAAUCGGGCAAAACCUUCCCAACCAAUAAUCCAGCAACGGGCAAAGUAAUUGUUGAAGUAGCUGAAGGUGAUAAGGCUGAUGUUGAUUUGGCUGUAGAAGCUGCCAAAAAAGCAUUCCACAGAAAUUCGGUAUGGCGUAAAAUGAGCCCACUACAGCGUACUGAUUUAAUGAUGAAGCUUUGUGAGCUUAUGGACCGUGAUAAGAAUAUGUUGGCCAGUUUGGAAAGUUUAGAUAAUGGCAAACCCUUUGCUGAAGCCUUAUUCGAUGUGGAGAUUUCUAUUAUGACCUUGAAAUACUAUGCCGGCUGGACAGAUAAAUUCUUUGGUGACACCAUACCCGCUGGAGGUUUCAUUGCCAUGACCAAGAAGGAACCCAUUGGUGUGGUGGGUCAAAUUAUACCCUGGAAUUAUCCUUUGCUUAUGUUGUCCUGGAAAUGGGGCCCUGCUUUGGCUGUUGGCUGCACCAUUGUCAUGAAGCCGGCCGAACAAACUCCCUUGACUGCUUUGCACAUGGCCGCCUUGACUAAGGAAGCUGGUUUCCCUGCUGGUGUUAUUAAUAUUAUCAACGGCUAUGGUCCUACUGCUGGUGCCGCCAUCUCUGAACAUCCAGAAAUUCGCAAGGUGGCCUUUACAGGUUCGGUGGAAAUUGGCCGUAUUAUUAUGGAAGCUGCUGCUAAAACCAAUUUAAAGCGAGUCUCUUUGGAAUUGGGUGGCAAGAGUCCUAUUUUUGUAUUUGAUGAUGCUGAUGUUGAUCUGGCCGUUGAUAUUUGCCACGAUGCUUUAUUCUCCAAUCAUGGUCAAAGUUGUUGCGCCGGUAGCCGCACCUAUGUCCACGAAAAUAUUUAUGAUAAAUUUGUUGCCAAGGCUGCUGCCAAGGCUAAAGCACGCAAGGUUGGCAAUCCCUUCGAAGAGGCCGUUUUGCAAGGACCUCAAAUCGACGAAGAGAUGUUGACCAAAGUUUUGGGUUUCAUUGAAAGUGGCAAACAACAGGGUGCUAAAUUGCAAUAUGGUGGCAAGCGUAUUGGAGAGGUGGGCUUCUUUGUUGAACCUACUGUAUUCUCGGAUGUGACCGAUGAUAUGAAAAUUGCCCAAGAAGAAAUCUUCGGCCCGGUGCAAUCCAUUUUCAAAUUCAGCUCCGUCGACGAAGUUAUUGAACGUGCCAACAAUGUGAAAUAUGGCUUGGCCGCUGGCAUCAUUACCAAUGACAUUAACAAGGCCAUGCAUUUUGCCAACAAUGUAGAUGCCGGCUCCGUAUGGAUUAACUGUUAUGAUGCUGUUUUGCCACAAACUCCCUUCGGCGGUUAUAAGCAGUCUGGCAUGGGACGUGAAUUGGGUAAAGAUGGUUUGGAUAAUUAUUUGGAAACUAAAACCAUAACCAUGAAAUUGGUUUAAACUCUUGGCUUAUACCAGCUAAGAGGGUAGGUAAGAUCAAUAUACGCACUGAAAGAAACAAUAAAACUUCCAUAUACUUUAAAAA